Messenger RNA from Drosophila gunungcola (fruit fly), 4336 nucleotides. RefSeq names its product protein DJ-1alpha (gene DJ-1alpha). NCBI's taxonomy places the organism in Eukaryota, Metazoa, Arthropoda, Insecta, Diptera, Drosophilidae. Bases 3642 to 4295 code for a protein of 217 amino acids. The record is from RefSeq and is a predicted model, not a curated record. Gene Ontology annotation, cellular component: nucleus; cytosol. Gene Ontology annotation, molecular function: protein deglycase activity. The transcript is spliced from 3 exons. Gene Ontology annotation, biological process: protein deglycation, glyoxal removal; guanine deglycation, glyoxal removal.
AGUAUACAAAAUGAAUACGUUGCUGAUCGACUCACACAGCAAACACCACAAGAACACCAACCACUCGGAUUCUCUGUACUGUGAACGAAGACCACCACCAAACAAUAAACAAAAACCACAAGCGACAUUAUAGCGACAAGCAUUGAAAGAUUGUAAACACAACUUAGUAUGUAUGAAAUACUUCAAUAACUGGGGCGCAGAUUAAACCAAGCAAGAACAUUUAAUAGUUUGUAAGUUAGGCUCUACUAAAAAUCAGAUAAUGCCAGAUCAGAUCAGACUAACAAUCGAUAAGAGCGCGGCGAAAUAACGAGAACUGCAAUUUCAACAAGGGACAAACUUUUGGUCAAAACAAUAGCUAUACUUAUAGAGUGGAGCCUAAUAUAUAAAUACCUAAGCCUAGAUCUAACAUUUAAAGUUUUUACAAAACAAAAAAUGCGGAAUGAAACUGUAACAAGAUAGGAAUACUUGAAUUCAAAAGUGCAAAUAAUGCGGUAGCAGUUACGUUGACAGUGCUGAUAUUUUAUGUAUAUCUUUAGUUUACCCUCUUGUAUGCACACACAAUCAGACUCCGAACUUCUCCCCUCCCCGAGUCCAAGGCAUAUCACUCAAUGUCCUUUUAUUUAUGUACCUCCUACACUUAGCCUAACGAUAUUUAGUUGUACCUUAUCAUUUUUUUAAAAGCGUAACGAAAUUUGUUGAUUUCUUCAUGUUGAUUCUUCGAAUGGAAAAACGUCGCGAAGGAGGCCUGUUUUUCAUUGUAAUUUCGUAUUAAUUAACUUUAGAGCAAAGUGGUGUACGGGUAAUAUAAACAAGGUAACUCUUAUCCACCGUCCCCCGGUGAGAGGUGGCAACUACAUUUCAAUAUUUUACAAAGUAGUUUUAGUUUCGUCAAAAUCAACAAGCAAAAACAAACAAACAAUAUCAAUAUGUAACGUAUGCUUAAUAUUUGUACUAUAUCGAGGACACAGUUCAAGUUAACAUUAUGAUGAGUUGUUAUUUAUGCGGUGCGGGUGAGGACGAUCUUCUCUGAUUCCCCGGGCCGAACCUUAUUUAUACUUGUGUACAUCCUUUACAGAUCCUUUAAUUUAGAUUUAGUUACCAAGUUUGCAAGCUGUUUUGCCAAUCGUACAUAAUGUGAGCAUUAUAAAAUACAUAAUAUUUAAAUCUACAUGCUUAUAUUAAAUCAUUUACGGCACUUACAAAUUAGUUAAUAAUCCUCCAAAAAUGAAAAUACAAAAAAUAAAGUGAGGGAAUACCACAGCCCGCCAAAAUGUUAAAUUGAACUUUCAGAAAUUUCUAUGAACUAAAUUUAGUAUAGAAAUGCAAUAUAUACAAAAUUCAAUCUUUCAAACCUUCUAGACUUCAAAUAAUGACAUAUUAAUAAAAUAUUUGUAACUUUUAAAAACAUUGUUCUAUAUGUUUGGAAGAAAGAAACUUAAUUUUAUUAUUUUUUUACAGAAGCUUAUGUUUCGAUUUCGGUUCUUAAAUCCAGUACUCUAAUAAACUAAAUAUCUCAGCUGCGAAUAUUCUUUCAUAUUUAACUAGUCUUUUAACCGAGGCUUAUCAUAGUGGUAAAAACUAUACCUGAGAUAGAUAGCUUACUUAAGUACUGCAUUUAAAAAUAAACAACAUUUUGUGGGGCUGUGCAAUUAAAGUGGGGGCGUAUUUGUUGACUUCUUAAAUUGUAACUGUUCACUUUCCAUUUGUUUUUUGUAGUUUAUACACAAGGGAUUAAAAUUUUAAAUUUAUUUCUAAAUAUUUACUUAAAGCAACCCGAAGCAAAAAACAAACCAACCAAUUUUAGUUCUAAGCAAAAAACGAAAAUAAUCAAUGCAAAAGGAGUUCGCAAUCCGGGGCUCGAUAAGAGAUCGCCUAGACAGAACCAACAUUUACAUUAUAUAUUCAAUUAGUUUAAGCUGAAGCUGAAAUGUGUGCCGACAAUGAAUGCAUCUCGUAGUUGUAAAAUGAGCGAAAUAUUAUAUUCAACAAUAAUUUACUUUACCAACACAAUACAUGAGAAAUGUCCAAAGCUUUAACUACUCGCAAAAAAAGAAGCGGAAUAUUGACCGGAAAACCACUAAUCACUAAAUGAAAAUGCCAAUAAAAAGCUGUUAUCUCCCAUCCAAAACAAUGGGCUUUACGGUUGUCCCUAUAUACACGCGUAAAUAUGUAUAGAAAACUGGAAAACUCCAAUUUUCCCCAAGAAACUCACAGACACUAAAAUUUCAAUGGUUUCUUCAGUAUCGUGCAACUAAAAAAUGUUUAAGGAGAAGGUUGGAGAACUGGGAACGCCUUUAAUAUCAUUUUCAACCGAUGUUCUGCUCAGAGUCAAGGCCCAAAAUCAAGACAAAAUGCCGGGAUAUCCACAUGGGAACUUACAUUUUUAUCUGUCAAAAUUCAAUUGAGCUUUAAACUAAAGGUAGAUCGAGAAAAACAUAAAAAUAAAAACUUAAAAAAAACAAGGCAAGAAGAUAAGUAAGAAAAAUAAUUGGGGUCGCAUUGUUUUUACAUAUUACUUAUAAAUGUGCCGUUUAUAGAUGUCUACAAUUAUAUACAACAAAUAUAGAUAUAUACCUAGAUAUAUAAUCAGAUCUAAAUCGAAGCUAAACAGCAAUUUGCACAACUCUUCCUAAAGGAAAUAAAAAAAACAAAUCUAAAUCUAACAAUAAAAUUAUAUGCCACAAUUACCGAGAUUUCAAGAAGUGACGGACUAACUCCAAGCAAUUAUAAACGUUACAUUUGAAUAACUAACUUAUGAUAUGUGUGUACUCUAUACUCUUCCAAUUAGUCCUGAGUCCUACCCACUAAAACCCAGCCCACACGCGCGGUCCCCAUAGCCACACAACGUAUUGUUCCAAAUACGAAUCAGAUCGGACAACCCUUAGCUGAAAUUGGACUAGAAAAAUCAAUACGAUAAUACCACUUAUACGUGCGUUUAGAUUAAAGAGAUCAUCUGGUAUACAUCCCUUACUUUAAAAAUCAACCAAAAUGCCGGGUAAUUAAUCAAUAAAAUACAUAUUAUUAGUUCUAAUCUAAGCGAAGUAAACAAAAACAUCAACAUAUUGAUAAAAAUAAAAAGCAACGUGAGCAACGUAAUAUGGGAAAUCUGUAACUUUGGUGAUCUUUUUAAAUGUUAUUAGUAAAACAAAACAAAAAUCAAGUUUAAUGAGAAAUACAAAUCAAACCAGUUUUAAAUGUGACUUAAAUACGACGUAAACGACAUUUUUCCACAAAAUUAUAUAUGUGACAAAACAAAACCAAAAUCAGAGUUUGUGACAUAUGCAAUUUAAUGAAAGUUGAUGAUCUUUUCGAUAGAAUUAUGUAAAGCUGUCUAACAAGUAGUUAUAAGCGCUUCAAUACAAAUACCAUUUAACAAAAAUCGACAAACUCAAUUAAGUUAUAGAAAACACAAUUACAUUUAACAAAAAGUAUAUGUUUUAUACAAAUUACAUUUAUUUUUAUCAAGUUUAGCGGCUUUGUUUUAAAUUUGAGUUUUAAGCAUUAAAACCAAACCAACCAUUACAAAACAAAAUUAUUUCAGUUUGCUUUUAAAAUAAGAAAACAGCAUAUACAAUUCAUUUUUGUUCAAUAAAAAUAUAUUUAACUAAAAAUUCGACUUGCCUUUUGAAAUCAAGGCUAAAAUGCUAACAGUUGUGAGGAAAUCGCUGGGCAGCUUGAGCCUUCAGCUGCCGUUUAAUCUCCUGCCAAGGUACAAAUCAACCGACGAUGCCAAGACCGCUCUGAUCAUUCUGGCCCCGGGAGCCGAGGAAAUGGAGUUUACCAUCUCCGCGGAUGUUCUGCGGCGAGGAAAAAUCAACGUUACGGUGGCGGGCUUAUAUGACUGUGAGGCGGUUAAGUGCUCCAGGUCUGUGGUCAUUGUGCCGGAUACUUCUCUGGAGCUGGCCUUGACCCAGGGAAGUUAUGACGUAGUGGUCUUGCCUGGAGGAUUGGCCGGUAACAAGGCGUUGAUAAACUCGUCUGCUGUUGGUGAACUGCUGCGUUGCCAGGAAUCAAAAGGCGGACUGAUUGCUGCUAUCUGUGCUGCUCCCACUGCGCUGGCCAAGCAUGGGAUAGGAAAAGGAAAAUCUAUUACAUCGCAUCCAGAUUUAAAGCUUCAACUGAAGGAUCAUUAUUGCUAUAUAGACGACGAGACUGUGGUUCAGGAUGGAAAUCUCAUUACUAGUCGUGGUCCUGGUACAUCCUUUGAUUUUGCAUUAAAGAUUACCGAGCAGCUUUCUGGCGUUGAAGUGGCCAAGGAGGUAGCCAAGGCAAUGCUUUGGACAUAUAAAUCCUAAUUGGAGUUGUAUUAAAGUAUCAAUUUUUCCAUACGAUACUU